AAUAGAGGAAGUGUACUUUGCUCAGCAGGGAGGGGCUUGUGCUUUCCUUAGAAAGUGUGGACUUAUUAAUUCCGACAGCUCGAAGGCCACGUUCAUUUUAACUUUAUAGCAAUUACAAAUACAAUGUGAGUACAACAACGAAAAACGGCCCUGAAUAACAUCGAACAAAACUGAAAGCUGGGGAAAAAAGGCGGUUCACAUCAAAGCGGAACUAGAAAAGGCGCUCGCUCGGCACCCCUGCUAUCAAAAGGCUCAUUUUCGACACGUUACACAACAGUCUAGUCCACCAUCAACCAUGUCCAUGGCACUAAAACAAGUCUUCAACAAGGACAGGACAUUCCGGCCCAAGCGCAAGUUCGAGCCUGGGACGCAGCGCUUCGAGCUGCACAAGAAAGCGCAGGCGUCCCUAAACGCAGGUCUGGACCUGAAGCAGGCGGUUCAGCUGCCGCACGGUGAAGACCUCAAUGAUUGGGUGGCUGUUCACGUGGUGGACUUCUUUAACCGCAUCAACCUCAUCUACGGCACUAUCAGCGACUCCUGCACAGACCAGACCUGCCCCGUUAUGUCUGGUGGGCCGAAGUACGAGUACCGCUGGCAGGACGAGCAGAAGUACAAGAAGCCCACCGCACUCCCGGCUCCUAAAUACAUGAGUCUGCUAAUGGAAUGGAUUGAGGUUCAGAUCAACAAUGAACACAUCUUCCCCACUAAUGUCGGUACGCCCUUCCCUAAGACCUUCAUGCAGGUAGCAAAGAAGAUCUUGUCUCGUUUGUUCCGUGUUUUUGUCCAUGUCUACAUCCACCACUUUGACCGUGUGAGCCACAUGGGAGCGGAGGCCCAUGUCAACACCUGUUACAAACAUUUCUAUUACUUUGUUACUGAAUUCAACCUCAUAGACCACAAAGAGCUGGAACCUCUGAAAGAGAUGACAUCACGGAUGUGCCACUGAAACCCCGAGCAGACCCUUUACAUUCCAGACAGAUCUGAACCAUGCAACUGUACAAUUUAAAAGCGGAUUAAACAUCAACCAAACUCCUAAAGACUUUAUUUUUAUAUGCUUUUAAAGUACUGUAAUAUUCUGUUUCGAGAGAGAGGCCUGUACAUCUCUCUGUAUUCUCAUGUGUAGGCUUAUGGAGAGUAUUUUUUUUUUAGAAACCAGUGUUAUCUGACUUUUUUUUUUUUUUGUCUUUCCUAAAUUUGUUCUGAAUCAUUCCUGAUAAUCUUUAGCAUACAGAGUAUAUUUGACUAUUUAUGUAUGUGGUUGAGAUAUUAAACCCACUUCAUCUUGUCUAUGUCAUUGGUUCUGUUAAUUUGUCAUGUUUUUGUCAUUAAUUCUGACUAAAACAUGGCGAAAUGGUAUGAUUUUAAUGUCUAACUACUGUAAGCGUUUAAAAUAUAAUUCAGUACAACAUG
Danio rerio (zebrafish) is the source of this 1410-nucleotide messenger RNA. RefSeq names its product MOB kinase activator 3A (gene mob3a). Lineage: Eukaryota; Metazoa; Chordata; Actinopteri; Cypriniformes; Danionidae. The record is from RefSeq and is marked validated.